Messenger RNA from Brassica rapa (field mustard), 519 nucleotides. RefSeq names its product 3-dehydrosphinganine reductase TSC10B. Gene Ontology annotation, molecular function: 3-dehydrosphinganine reductase activity. Gene Ontology annotation, biological process: sphingolipid biosynthetic process. Gene Ontology annotation, cellular component: endoplasmic reticulum membrane. The record is from RefSeq and is a predicted model, not a curated record. Lineage: Eukaryota; Viridiplantae; Streptophyta; Magnoliopsida; Brassicales; Brassicaceae.
AUGCUCGAUGUGAAUCUGUUGGGAAGCUUCAAUGUGAUCAAGGCUGCUUUGCCGUCUAUGAAAGGUCGUGGUGGCCCUGCUUCCAUUUCUCUUGUUUCCUCUCAAGCUGGUCACGCAGAAAUCUAUGGUGACACUGCAUACUCAGCGAGGAAGUUUGGGCUUCAGGGCUUAGCGCAAGCGUUGCAGCAAGAAGUUAUAUCUCAUGACCUUCAUGUGUCUGAGUGUCUCUUCUGUUUCCUCCAGACACUGACACACCUGGAACAGAAGAAGAGGCCAGAGCUCACUUCCAUCAUAGCUUCCUCGGGUUCAAUAAAAACUAAGGAAGUAGCCAAAAUAUGUCUCGAUGGUAUCAAAACAGGAAAGUUCACAGUGACGUGCCAUUUCAUUGGGUACUUACUGUCUAUUGCGACCAGUCCUAUGUCUCCUCAGAGAUCGUUUUGGCUUGCUUUCGUGGAAGUUAUCUUCGGUGGUCUUAUUAGAUUGGUUUGUUUUUCCAAUGGGGUUGGUAUAACACUAUAG